CCUAUACCUCUGUGUUAAGCGCUAGAGUUUAAAGUCAAGUUGCAUACGCCAAUUAUAAUUUCAUGGUGAUAAACCGUAAUAUCACUUUAGGAACACAAGUAUCUACGAUGGCUUCAUUGUUUACAAAUUUAACCCUCAUGGCAGGAGUGUUGGCGUUUUAUUACUGUACAGUCGUUCUUGCGCACGAGCCGUUUAAAACACUGAAAGGCAAGUUCACGGCUACCCAGAGUGGACUGUACGACAUGCCCUUGACGAUCAACGACGCUGUGGAUUCCGGGUACGUCUGGGCGGGACACGAUGACGAUCUGAACAGCAGUGUAUACUCUCUACCUGGAGACACGAGGGUGUGCGUGCUAUUCGACUGCUAUAGUGUCAUUGCAGGACUCCGCAUUUGUUUCAUCAAGGCAGACGUGGGGAUUCGAGCUGCAUCCAACAACCUGUCUUUUCCCUACAAUUUCGACGAAAAGCCGCAAUUUGUCAGCCACGACUACUGGGAUAGUCCAGCCUGGUGCUUUGAUGUCCUCUUUGAUUGUCCAGAGACGAUCAAAUCAGGCAACCGCCAUUAUCAGGAAGGUGUAGUAGCAGAUUUUAUCUGGUUGUACAUCCCAACAGCGCCUCAAGGUUGGACCAAAAUAGCAAGAGAUGAGUCGGGCGUGCUGGCUCAAAACUUUACAAAACAAGGCUGCUAUCCUGGGAUGGGACAACAUUACUUCUACGAGAUCUCGCCCACCCACACUACAGAUUGCCAGGAUUACGAAGGGUUCUUCGUCAUAUUCGACAAAGGAGAACUAAUUGGUUUGGGGAUUUCUCCUGUUUGUAGUUUUACGAUUGGAGAUAGAGAAUGGAUGGAAGACGCACCUUUGGAACUUAUUGAGAUAAUUGUACCAUAUGGACCAUCUUGCUUAGACGAUUGGGUGACAAAUUAUGGUAUCACUGGUUUCCAUAUGUUUCUAGUCCCUAACGCUUCAGAAACGACCUGCCCAACAUGAUUUCAUGGAUUAUAAUUUCCGUGACAAAAAGAAAUAAAGAGAAUACAUAUAUAUAUAUAUAUAUAUAUAUUUUUUUAUUGAUAUUUAUAUUUUUAGAUUUAAAAAAACGAAAGAAAGUGAUUAAAUUAUCCUUGAACUUAUAUGAACUGAUCCUAAGUAUAUCGAUUUAUUCUGAUUUAUGUCAAAAAUGUAUGUAUACUUUAGCAAUAUUUUAAAUAAUAUUUUUCCUAUUGUAUUUUAUGGUCAUAUUUUGUAUUCAAUAUUGUUUUCCUCUAAAAUAUACUCUAAAAAUGUUGCUUUAUCGGAAACGAAAUUAAAAUUAAUGUUUCUAUCCGAAAAGAUGUUUUGGAUAGUGUUCAGUUAAGUAUUAAAAUAUACAUAAAUAAAAAAAAUCAUAUUU
Molecule: messenger RNA, 1389 nt
Organism: Homalodisca vitripennis (glassy-winged sharpshooter)
Lineage: Eukaryota; Metazoa; Arthropoda; Insecta; Hemiptera; Cicadellidae
Exons: 8
Coding region: 63-989 (308 amino acids)
Source: RefSeq, a predicted model, not a curated record